This is a messenger RNA of Fundulus heteroclitus (mummichog), 3896 nucleotides long. It is a transcript of the gene fbxo10, whose product is annotated as F-box protein 10. The transcript has 12 exons. Gene Ontology annotation, biological process: protein ubiquitination; regulation of apoptotic process; ubiquitin-dependent protein catabolic process. Gene Ontology annotation, molecular function: protein binding. The record is from RefSeq and is a predicted model, not a curated record. Bases 283 to 3219 code for a protein of 978 amino acids. NCBI's taxonomy places the organism in Eukaryota, Metazoa, Chordata, Actinopteri, Cyprinodontiformes, Fundulidae.
CGCCCACUUUUUUUUGGAAGCGGAAGAUGGAGAUCUGUGUUUUCCUCCUGCCGUAAACUGGCAAGCCGUCGGGCUCCGAGCUCCAUGUUUCGGCGGCGCAUCUGCAGCCAUGACGGGCUGCGGUGAGCUGCUGCGGCGGCGGCUGUGAGCGGACUCCCCCGGCCGGCGGCCAUCGGGCGGACCCGGAGCGCCGGGCUCGGUACACGGCUGGCGCAAACGUCGAGCCGACAUGUGUUGAUCCGUGCAACUAUGGCGAACUGCUGAAAAGGUGUAUCUGCUGCCAUGGAGGUGGGUAGCCUCCCUGUGGAGCUGUGGAGGGUAAUCUUGGCCUACCUCCCCCUCCCUGACCUGGGCCGCUGCUGCCAGGUGUGCCGUGCCUGGAGGGAGCUGAUCUUCUCGCUUGACAACACCCGCUGGAGGCAGCUCUGCCUGGGCUGUCCCGAGUGCCGGCAUCCCAACUGGCCCAGUCAGCCCCACCUGGAGCCCGCGUCCUGGAGGGAGGCCCUGAAGCAGCACGCCCUCGCCAGCCGCACCUGGACCCGCAACGGCCAGGAGCUCCAGUCGUCCGCCUGCCUGCUCUUUUUCCGGAGGCGAAAGGACCGCAGGGUUUGGCACGUGGGCCCCGGGUGUGAGUUCGAGACCCUGCGCGGGGCCCUUGGCGUAGUGGGGCCGUACGACCGCGUGGUCCUCCAUCCGGGGGUGUACGAGGAGCAGGCCGAGGUGGCACUGAAGGUGCCCGUGGAGCUGGUCGGCGUAGGGCGACUGGGCGAGGUGGCCCUGCUGGUUUGCAUCGAGCAGCAGUGCCAGACUGCCAGGCUGUGUAACCUGGUGUUCAUGCCGCCCUGGUUCUCCACGGUUGUCUACAAGACAUCAUGGGGCCACGUUCAACUAGACAACUGCAAUUUUGAGGGAGCCCAGCUGCUAAUCCGCGGCCCCGGGACGUGCCAGGCUCGUUUUUGCUCCUUCUCCCAGGGCAGCUCGGCCCACCUGCUGGGCGUCGUCCUCAGUUUGCUGGACAGCUGCGAUUUCUCGGGAAGUGACACGGCUUCUGUGACGGUGGAGGGCCCCCCGGCGUCGGAGAGGAACUGGGCUUGCAAGCACUUGGCUGCCCUGGCUCGGACGUUCCCGUCCCGGUCCAACAGCGCUCCCAGAGGGCCUGAGGGCGGUUCCGCCGGUGAGCCUGACCCUGCCGGGGGUAAUAUGAAAAAGGAGAACGUGAACAUGGAGGACUGGAAAAGACAGGCCGGUGGAGACGCGACGUGUCGCGGCACAGUGAUUGAGGACGGCUGGAGCGACGGCGAGCACAGCGACGGCGAGGAGGAGAACCAGGAAGGGAUUAUCAACACCCAGAAGCUCUUUACACUGGAUUACAAAAUCCCCUAUGACCACCACGGGCUGUCCCAUCUACUGAAGACGCGCGCCGAUGGCUCCGUGCCGCUUGCUUCCUCCCCUGACCCGCCAUGUGUGACCCCCGAGCCCCUCACCUUUCAGCAGGAGCUAGACAGGGACCCCGAGGCUCAGAUGCUGGCAUCGUCGAUCCUCGGCUGCAUCCUCAGGCGCUGCCUGUUUCGGGACGGGAAGGGGGGUGUACAUUUGUCAAACUAUGGACAAGCUCGGCUGGAGGAAAACGUGUUCCGUGGCCUGAAUUACGCCGUCCGCUGCAUCCAGCACUCCACAAUUGUGAUGCUGAGAAACGAGGUGUGCGAGUGCCGUGCUUCAGGCGUGUUUCUGCGCCUGUCUGCUCAGGGCCUCAUCGCAGAAAACAACAUCCACUCCAACGGGGAGGCUGGGCUGGACAUCCGGAAAGGGGCUAACCCCAUCAUUCUGUGCAACAAGAUACACAGCGGUUUGCGUUCUGGCGUUGUGGUCCUUGGCAAUGGGAAAGGUUCAGUUCGGAGCAACUUGAUCUAUAACAACAAAGAAGCCGGUGUGUACAUUCUCUUUAGCGGGAAUCCAGUGGUGAGUGGGAAUCGCAUCUUCCAGGGCCAGGCGGCAGGAAUAGCUGUAAACGAGAACGGCAGAGGACUGAUAACGGAAAAUGUGAUAAGAGAGAACCAGUGGGGAGGAGUGGACAUCCGCCGAGGAGGUGACCCCAUACUGAGGAGCAACUACAUCUGCUACGGCUACUCCGACGGAGUGGUGGUGGGGGAGAGGGGCCGUGGACUUAUCGAGGGAAAUCAAGUCUACUGCAACAAAGGCUGCGGCGUGUGGGUUAUGUCAUCCAGCCUCCCACAGCUCCUGGGGAACUACAUCGUCCAUAACUGCAUGUACGGACUGGCGGUGUUCUGCAGGAAGGAUCCGGACACCAUCGAAGCCCGGGAGGGGAACUGGCCUGGCCAGGAAGGGAUAGGGGGAGACCUGGGAAACGGGGAAAGGAGAGGAGUCGAAGGAGAGAACAGGGAAGGGCAGGAGAACUUCAACGAAGAGGGGGAACUGUUCGCCUGGGAGAGCGACCUGGACAGCGAGGACGAGCGCCACUCCGCUCGGCGCUCCGUCAGCGUGGCGCUGAUGGAGGGCAACUGCGUGAGCUACAAUGGAGCGGUCGGCCUGUUUGUGAAGAGCAGCGAGGCCCUGAACGUUUUUGCCAACCUCGUCAACAGGAACUGCGGCCCGGGCAUUGCUGUGCUGCAGAGCUCUCAGCUGACGCGGCUCGUCACCAACUGCGUGGUGGAGAACGGCCGGGGGGGCGUCACAGUGGAGAAGGACUGCAGAGUGGAGCUCCGCGGCAACGGCAUCUACGAAAACCGGGGCCACGGCGUGCGCUUCAGCGGCAGCGGGCAGAUCGCGGAGAACGACGUGCUCGGCAACUGUGGAUACGGCAUCCAGGUGUCCGCGAGCGCCGACAUCAAGGUAGUUCGCAACCGUGUCCAACCGGCGCAGGGCUUCGGUAUCGCUCUGCUGGGUCCAGUGAAAGGCGUCGUCCACGACAAUCUCCUGUUCCAGGGUCACCCAGAAAACAAGAAACCCCUCCUACACACGGAUGCUGGAAAUGAAAGCUGUGUGUUGCGUAACAACAGUAUUCUAAGGCCUAAUAACAGUGGUGCAUCUUCCUCGCCCUGGGUGCUGGAUAACCCCCCUCCUCGCCCUCUGGCCAACUCCCCCGCAGGCCUCUCGUCCUCCCAGUACCCUUCCCGGCUGGGAAUCUCCAUGACCACCAGAGUGGGCGCCGCCGUGGAGAGCGGCUGCCACAGCGGCAGCAUGUUCUGCUCCAUCCUGUGAUUCGCUGGCCGAGCGGCUCCAGCUCAUCCCGAACUCGUCGCUUUUUAAACUACUGACGGUCCAAAUGAAGCACCGGGCCUUUUCUGUCAGGCGAAGCUCGUGAUUUUAAGAACACUGUCGGAGGAUUCAUCAGAUCACCUUUGCUUCAGUAAGUAGAGGUGAUGUUUUGGACAUUGAAGGGGUGGGGGGGAUUUUUUUUAUAAGAAAAUGCCUGUGCACUACAUUUUGACCAAGACAUGUUCCACUGAAGCUUUAUCUUGACGGCGUUUUAUUUCCACUGCACACUUGUCUUUCCGCUUCCGAUAGUUUCUGUGUAGGAUGUGCACUUUAAGAAAUCCCAGCAGCAUGAGGAGGCUUCAGAGAUUAUCUCGUUUGCCUCUUGACUUUUUUUUUUUUGUUUGUUUUAAAUCAAAAAUAUUGUAGCAAGGGGUUAGGAGAGACGAUCGUAUGAAGUGAAUAUGCAACAAAAAGCCAAUAUUAAGCUUUUACCUCUUGCACAGUGUGUUGUUUUAAGGUGGGUUUCUGGUUUCAGGGACUCACUUUGUUGCAACCGGACCGAAGGAAGAUGAUGUUCAGUGUGCAAUAUGUGAAGUCUACAGAUGUGCCUAUCCGUUAAAGCUGGAUGUUGGGUCAGCUAGAGGUCGUUUACAGCUUGUUAGUCUGCUUGUUUUUUUUUU